AUGCCGCCGCCUCCUCAUCAAAAGCCCGAAAAUGUCCUGAAGCGCGCUCAGGAGCUCAUCGGCGUCGGUCAGGCGCCUACUGCCCUGAACCUGCUCCAUGAACACGUCACAUCCAAGCGCUCUCGCAAUGUCCCGAUUGCUUCCCUCGAGCCCGUCGUGCUCCUGUUGGUUGAGCUCUCCGUUGAGCACAAGAAGGGAAAGCUCGCCAAGGAUGCUCUCUACUCGUACAAGAACAUCGCCCAGAACACCAACGUCGGCACCAUCGAGCUUGUGUUGAAGAAGUUCAUCGAGCUGGCCGCCGAGAAGGUUGCUGUCGCCCAGACCAAGGCCGAUGAGAUCCAGUCUUCCCUGGAGGCAACCACCACCACCAGUGUCGAGGAUCUCGAGGCCAGUGAGACCCCCGAGUCUAUCCUGUUGGCAACCGUUUCGAGCGAGCAGUCCAAGGACCGCACUGACCGCGCCGUCAUUACGCCUUGGCUCAAGUUCCUGUGGGAGGCUUACCGUACUGUUCUCGACAUUCUUCGCAACAAUGCACGUCUCGAGAUUCUCUACCAGAGCACUGCCACCCAGGCCUUCGACUUUUGUCUGAAGCAUGCCCGCAAGACCGAGUUCCGAAGACUCUGCGAGCUUCUCCGCAACCACGUCCAGACUGCCGCCAAGUAUUCGUCGCAAGUGCACGCUAUCAACCUGAACGACCCCGACACCCUGCAGCGUCACUUGGAGACUCGCUUCCAGCAACUCAAUGUCGCCGUCGAGCUCGAGCUUUGGCAGGAGGCUUUCCGCAGUGUCGAGGAUAUUCACACUCUGCUGAACCUCAGCAAGCGCCCUCCCAAGAACGUCAUGAUGGCCAACUACUACGAGAAGCUCACCCGUAUCUUCCUCGUUGGCGAGAACUACCUUUUCCACGCUGCCGCCUGGUCCAGAUACUACAACCUGCUCCGCCAAUCCACUGCCAUCGUGGCCGCCGGCCAGGGCAAGAAGUCCGACAACCCCGCUGCUAGUGAUGCAGACCUUCAAAAGGCCGCUUCCUUCGUGCUGCUCUCUGCCUUGGCAAUUCCCGUCAUUAGCACCUCGCGUUCUCGCGGCGCCAUGGUAGACUUUGACGAGGCCAAGAAGAAUAAGAACUCUCGCCUGACUCACCUGCUUGGCAUGAACACUGCCCCAACCCGAGCUGUUCUAUUCAAGGACGCGCUGUCCAAGUCUCUUCUCCAGCGUGCUCGUCCUGAGAUUCGGGAUCUCUACAACAUUCUCGAGGUUGACUUCCACCCUCUCUCCAUCUGCCAGAAGAUUUCGCCUAUUCUGACCAAGAUUGGUGCCGAUCCCGAGAUGGAGAAGUACAUUCUGCCUUUGCAGCAAGUCAUCCUCACCCGACUGUUCCAGCAGCUGUCCCAGGUGUACGAGACUGUCGACCUCAAGUUUGUCGAGGGCCUAGCACAGUUCCCUGAGCCCUACCAGAUCAGCCGUGGUACCAUCGAGAAGUUCAUCAUGAACGGAAACAAGAAGGGUGACCUGUCAAUCCGCAUGGAUCACGCUACCGGUGUGCUCAGCUUCGAUUCGGAUGUCUUUGCCUCCUCCAAGGCUGUUCACGCUGGCUCUGCUGCUGGCUCUGCCGAAAGCGAGACUGGUGCCGUUCAGCGUCUUCAGAGCACUCCCUCGGAGAUUGUCCGAAGCCAGCUGACGCGUCUGGCCAAGACUCUGCACACGACAUGCUUCUUCAUUGACCCCACCUACAAUGAGGCUCGUAUCAAGGCACACCAGGCAGCCCUUGCAAGGGCCAAGGCUGGUGCCGAGGAGGAGAACCGUGCCAUCAUGGCUCGCAAGGAGAUUAUCCAGAAGCGCAAGGAGGAAGCCUCGGAACUCCACGCCAAGAGAGAGAAGGAGAGAGCUCUGCAGAAGCGCCGCCAGGAGCAGCUUUUGGCUGAAGCCGAAGAGAAGAGAUUGGCGCAGGAGCAGAAGGAACGUGAGGAGAAGCGUCUCAAGGACGAGAGAGAUCGUGUCCGCAAGGAGGAGCUCAAGAAGCAGAUCGCAGAUCUGAAGAUUGGUCCCAACGCCAUCGACAUUGAUGUUGAGAACCUCGAUGACUUCGACUCGAACCGUCUGCGUGCCCUCAAGCUGCAACAGCUUGAACGUGAGAAGAACGAUGUCAACGAGAAGCUCCGCAUCACUGGCAAGCGUAUUGACCAUCUUGAACGAGCCUUCCGUAAGGAGGAGGCUAAGAAGCUCCCUCAAGACUACGAGAAGCAGCGCGAACACGAUCUCGCUGCUUACGAGAAGAGCAAGGCCGAGACUCUUGCCGAGUCCAAGGCCCAGCACAAGGCUAACGUUGAGCUCAAGCACAGACUUGAGCGCCUUGUGCCGCACUAUGAGACUUUCACCAAGUCUCUCAAGGAGCGCCGUCGUGAUGAGUUUGAAGCUCGCCAGCGUGAUGCACAGAAGGAGUUCGAGCGCCAGGUUGCUGCUCGCAAGAAGGAAUACCGUGAGCGCAAGCUGCGUGAGAAGCGCGAGCGUGAGGAGCAAGAGCGCGCCCUUCGCGAGGCUGAAGAGCGUGCAGAGAGAGAGAAGGCCGAGAGGGAGAGAUUGGCAGAACUCAAGCGUGCUGAGCUCGCCAAGAUCAAGGAGCAGCGCGAGAAGGAGAGACAAGAAGGUCUGGAGAAGGCCGCCAUGCAGGCCCGCAGAGAAGAGGAGGCCAUGGCAAGGAGAGCUGCAGAGAAGGCUGCUGCCGUCUCUGGUCCCCGCCGGGAGGCUCCCCCGCCCCAGACAGACUCCAGCGAGGGUCGCCCCCGCCUCAACCUGCCUGGUGCUGGCAAGUGGAGAGAGCGUGAGGCUGUUCGUGGCGCUGGUGGUGACGAGCCCGCUGCGGCCAGUGCCCCGCGCCCAGCACCACCCGCCGAGCGCACGGACUCGAACGAGCGCUCUGCCGGUGGCCCGCCACGCCUCAACCUUGUCGGUAAGAGCGGUGGCUCCUCUUGGAGAGACCGCGAAGCUGCAAAGGGCACCGCUGGUGGUGGUGCAGCACCGCCGGUCCGCAGUGCCUCUGGUCGUGGACCGCCAGAGCGCGGUGCCGAUCGCGGUGCUGAACGUGGUGCUGAGCGUGGUGACGCUCCUCCCGCCGAGACCUUGAAGGCAUCCGGUGCUCCUGGCAAGUGGGUGCCUCGUCACCUGCGUGACAAGCAGUAG
Pestalotiopsis fici W106-1 is the source of this 3177-nucleotide messenger RNA. Its product is annotated as Eukaryotic translation initiation factor 3 subunit A. Lineage: Eukaryota; Fungi; Ascomycota; Sordariomycetes; Amphisphaeriales; Sporocadaceae. The record is from RefSeq and is a predicted model, not a curated record. Gene Ontology annotation, biological process: formation of cytoplasmic translation initiation complex; translation reinitiation. Gene Ontology annotation, cellular component: eukaryotic translation initiation factor 3 complex, eIF3m; multi-eIF complex; eukaryotic translation initiation factor 3 complex, eIF3e. Bases 1 to 3177 code for a protein of 1058 amino acids. Gene Ontology annotation, molecular function: translation initiation factor activity; mRNA binding. The transcript has 2 exons.